Amoebophrya sp. A120 is the source of this 343-nucleotide messenger RNA. Lineage: Eukaryota; Dinophyceae; Syndiniales; Amoebophryaceae. The record is from the annotation of a GenBank genome assembly.
GAGAGCCGACGUGCUUGAGCCGCAGAGUUUCGAGCCUCUUAGCGAAAAAGAGUAUGUGGAGGGCAAUCAGCUGCUAGAGUCCUCCAAAACCCUCUCUAAACACGACCGUGCGACUAUUUACAAGCUGUACAGGAUUUACCAGACCCAGUUGCAAACACCCCGAACCCGCGUGGACGAACACAGCAACUCCCCCGAGCAGCUCGACAAAGAAAAGGAUACCGAGUGGGACAUUGCCGACUGCGUGAACGAUAUCUAUUGGCGGUGGAAGAGAAAGAAGCGCGCUAGUGGCGGCGUCGGCUUCCACGGGCGCCAGGUCACCGCGAUGUGCGUCGACGAGGCCCAG